CCACUCGUCUGUCUUUUCUCCACCAAAGAGACCGUGCCUCUGUGACUGUGAGUGGAGUGGCUAGCUGAGACGAGAGGGAGAGAGUUCCAACUUCCAACAGACGCCAUGGCCUGCUCAGCUCCUGCCAUUCUCUCUUCAAACCCUAGCGCCUUCUCCUGCAAAUCUAAGAUGCCCCUGGCAUCUAUUUUCCCUUCGAAGCCAUUCUCCCAGACCCUAACAAUUGCUAAGAGUUUCAAUGGUCUCAGGAAACCUUUCCAAUCCCGCGUAUCUCGACCGUUCUCUACUCGCAGCUCUUCUUCGAGGAGGAACUUCGUCGUCAAUGCUUCUAGUGAACUUCCAUUGGUUGGAAAUCUGGCACCUGAUUUUGAAGCAGAAGCCGUCUUUGAUCAGGAGUUCAUCAAGGUGAAAUUGUCUGAUUAUAUUGGGAAGAAAUAUGUGAUUCUAUUUUUCUAUCCUUUGGAUUUUACAUUCGUAUGCCCAACUGAGAUCACUGCUUUCAGUGAUAGAUAUGCAGAUUUUGAGAAGCUAAACACUGAAAUACUGGGUGUUUCCAUUGACAGUGUAUUUUCGCAUCUUGCAUGGGUCCAAACAGAUAGGAAGUCAGGUGGACUUGGUGAUCUGAAGUAUCCAUUGAUUUCUGAUGUGACUAAAUCAAUUUCAAAAUCUUAUGGUGUACUGAUUCCAGACCAGGGAGUUGCAUUGAGAGGAUUAUUCAUCAUUGACAAGGAAGGAAUUAUUCAACACUCCACCAUUAAUAAUCUAGCCAUUGGCCGAAGUGUUGAUGAGACAAUGAGAACACUCCAGGCAUUACAAUAUGUCCAAGAGAACCCAGAUGAGGUAUGCCCAGCUGGGUGGAAGCCUGGAGAGAAAUCCAUGAAACCAGACCCCAAGCUCAGCAAAGAGUACUUUGCAGCAAUAUAAGGAAAAAAGGCGCUUCAUCAUAUCAUCUUAUGCCAUUCGGAGAGGUCCAGCAGAGUUUUGUAUUCGUGUUAAGAGUAGACUAGAGGUCUGGAAAAAAAUGCAAGGGACAUUCCCCUCAUUCAGAGCACAUUCUUUUGUUUCUCUUCUAUUAUUUCAGUGCCAAUCUCAUUACUUUCAUGCGCCAAGGAAAAACAACAAAAAAGUUUAAGGUUUCAUCUAUUAUUACAGUAGUAACAGUACUGCACCAUUCAGAGCACAUUCUUUUGCUUCUCUUAUA
Messenger RNA from Nelumbo nucifera (sacred lotus), 1198 nucleotides. Its product is annotated as 2-Cys peroxiredoxin BAS1, chloroplastic-like. NCBI's taxonomy places the organism in Eukaryota, Viridiplantae, Streptophyta, Magnoliopsida, Proteales, Nelumbonaceae. Gene Ontology annotation, biological process: hydrogen peroxide catabolic process; response to oxidative stress; cell redox homeostasis. The record is from RefSeq and is a predicted model, not a curated record. Gene Ontology annotation, molecular function: thioredoxin peroxidase activity.